AACAAAUUUUCUGUCGGGCGAUCUGCGCGGCUGCUCGUAAAGUUGAAAAUUUAAACUCCAAUCAGCUGCCCCAAAUUCUGGUUGUUCAAACUGAGUGAGUAUGCGCUCUCCAUCCCAUUCACCAAUGCGUUGGCGAUUUCCUUGAAUUGCAGUGAUAGUUUCUAGGGUUCGCCCCACGCUCCUUUUAUCAAGGUCCCAAUUAAUAAUCAUGUCUAUGAUGCUAUUGAAAUGUAUUUGGGAUAGAUAUUGAAUAGGAUUAAAUUGGUUGGAACAAAUUCCCUGUCUGGAAUCCAAAUGAAGCGUAAGAGGCGACAUAGAGCCGGUGAUGGCAAAGGAAAGGAAAAGAAACUUUCAAAGAUCUCAAAAGAACAAGUCUUGCCUGUCGAUGAAAUGGUCGGUGAUGACAUGGAUCAGAAUGGGAGUGGCAUCCGAGAAGAAGGUUCUCUGAGUUCUAAAAUGGAAAUAGAAUCCCCUUCUUGUGGAGAGAGCAAACCAGACAAACCUGCUAACACAGAUGCUGAGGAAUCACAGGAUAAGCCGGUUAGGCAAUCGGGACAUGCGCGUUUGAGAGUGAAGGUCAAAUCCUCAAAGUCUUAUACACAUUCUCACACUUCUCUUGAGAUGCAAAACCAAAGUGACACAGAUAAGAGCUACGCAUCUUUGAGUUUAGAUAAACAUAAUCGAAGGGACAUGGAUAAGGUAAACCCAUCAUGGGGAUUAGAUAAACAAAACCAAAGUGGCACAAAUAAAAGCAACCCAUCUCGGGGCUUUGAGAAACACUUUGAAGCUCUUGAAAAAUCAGAGGAAAAUACCAACUUGCCAAAUGAUGUAGGGAAAAACAACUUGGAAAAGCCUUCAAGGAAAGCAGGGAGCAUCAAAAUAAAGUCAUCGAGGAAGUUGGGUCCCCCAAGUGGAAAUCUUCUAGACAAAGAUAUUGAUAUAGCAUUUAGUCCUCAAUCACAGUCUGUUAGUGAAAAUACAGAGCCAUUUGAUUCAUCUAUGCCUGGAGAAUUGUGUCAAAGUGAAAGAAUGCAAACCAUGGAGAGGCAUAAGGAUCAUAGCUACAACCAAAAGGAACUUGGUGUUGCACUAGCGGUAUUAAAAAAAGUCAUGAAAAUGGAAGCAGCAGAGCCCUUUAAUAUUCCUGUGAAUGCAGAGGCCUUGGGAAUCCCUGAUUAUUUUGAUGUUAUAAAGACUCCCAUGGACUUUGGCACAAUAUGCGACAGUCUCGAACAGGGGACUAAGUACAUGAAUUCGCAAGAUGUUUUUAAAGAUGUGCAGAUUAUUUGGGAUAACUGCUAUAGAUACAACAGUAAGGGUGAUUAUAUAUUGGAUCUCAUGAAACGAGUGAAAAAGAGUUUCACAAAAUACUGGGCGGCAGCUGGGUUGUCUUGUGAACGGACAAAGAGGGUUACUGAUUCUUCACUCGAUCGAGGAUAUAGUGCAAUGGAAGUUUCACACCAAGAAGACGAAAAUGGAUUUGACAAAAUUUCUGAAGAGAAUGAGAGCAAAAAGACUGAUAUAUUGGGUGAUUGUCCAUCCAGUGUUGAGGAUGUGGGUCCAUCGAGUAAGGAAAAAACACAGCUGAAAGGGAAUUCAUCAAAAUCAAAAGCACGUCGUCGUUAUGGAAUCAGCCAUCACAAAGUAGAUUGCUUAUGUGCUGUUUGUGUUAUGAAGCGUCGUCGACAGGAACGUGAGGGAAAUCGUCAAUCUGCGGUCCCUGGAACUCCUGAUCAUCUGCCCGAAGAGUCCAACAAAGUGAAAAUCAAGUCUUUGGAUAAGCAAAGCUUUGAGAAGGCAUCAUCAAACAUAGAAAACUCGUUGGAUCAUGAAUUAGAUGCCGAACAAGAAGUGAAAAUUGAGUCGUCCAAGCGCAAAGAAGAGGAAGACCUACAAAAGAAUCAGGGGUUGCAUAAGAAUUAUGACCAAGUGGAUUCACCUAAGCAGUUACGACUUGAAAAAGUUCAACAAGAAUUUAUACAGCAGAGCCUACCUGAAAGGCAAGAGGAUUCGGAUCAUCAACUAUGCAUCAGAACUGUGCAGCAAGCAGAAGCAGCAGCUGUUGCAGUAGAACAGAGAGAGAAGCAACAAGAGGAAGUUCCUAAGAGCUCGUCAAAUCACUUAGAUUGGCAACAUGUGAGCUCCUUUUUCACUGUAAAUCCUAAGAUUCUCCACAUGGGUGGGCUUCUCUUCUCUAGGGACCCAAAGUCUGUAUGGAACGGUCCCCACUCUCUGGUGCCCCGCCAGGCAGCAGCCUCCGGAAGUGCCAUACAUGCUGCCAUUGCCAAGUUCAUGGAAUAGCAGAGUAUGGAACGUAACCAAUCCCAUGCUCUAUAAAUUACUAUAGUUUGUGCCUUGAUUCAUAAAGGAAAGGAGGACGAUAACUACAAAAUGGAUGCCUAAAAACAAUGCACGGAUGGGGGGUAUUGGCUUUUCGCUCUUUCUCUAGUGAUCAUUGUGGGGUUUCUGGAUGGUUUUCUGCAGGGAGGUUAUUGGAACUUGUGCCAUUUCAGCAUGAUAUUACUUGUAUACAAUGGUUUAAAAAA
Messenger RNA from Amborella trichopoda, 2546 nucleotides. RefSeq names its product DNA-binding bromodomain-containing protein. Gene Ontology annotation, molecular function: protein binding. The record is from RefSeq and is a predicted model, not a curated record. Lineage: Eukaryota; Viridiplantae; Streptophyta; Magnoliopsida; Amborellales; Amborellaceae.